This is a messenger RNA of Rana temporaria (common frog), 1804 nucleotides long. RefSeq names its product keratin, type I cytoskeletal 17-like. Lineage: Eukaryota; Metazoa; Chordata; Amphibia; Anura; Ranidae. The record is from RefSeq and is a predicted model, not a curated record. The coding region runs from base 66 to 1511 and encodes 481 amino acids. The transcript is spliced from 8 exons. Gene Ontology annotation, molecular function: structural molecule activity.
GGUUUCUUACUCUCAACCAUAACAUCAGGUAGCACAUAGAAAAAGACAGACAUUAGAAUUUCAUCAUGAGCUCAUACAACGUGAAGCAAACCUAUUCAUCGUCAGGAUCCUCAAGUGGCUUGGGGUUAGGUGGUGGUUCAAACAGGGUGUCUAUGGGUAGCUACAGGGCACCUAGCAUCCAUGGAGGUAGCGGCGGCAGAAAUGUCUCUAUCUCAAGGGUAGUGUCUUCUGGGGGUAGUGGCCUUGGUAGCUGUUAUGGUGGUGGACAAGGUGGUGGACUAGGUGGUGGACAAGGUGGUGGACUAGGUGGUGGACAAGGCGGUGUAGGUAGUGGUUUUGGUGGCAACUACUCAUCUAACUUUGGUUAUGGCCAAGGAGGUGGAUAUGGAGGUGGAUAUGGUGGUGGAUUUGGAGGUGGAUUUGGAGGUGGAUUUGGAGGUGGAGAUAGUCUCCUGACUGGAGGGGAGAAGGAAACCAUGCAGAACCUGAAUGACCGUCUAGCCUCCUACCUGGACAAGGUGCGCGCCCUGGAAGAGGCUAAUUCUGAUCUGGAGAUCAAGAUCAGGCAGUGGUAUGAGAAGCAAGCCCCCGGGCCAUCUCAUGACUACAGCCAAUACUACAAAAUUAUUGAGGAUCUUCGUAACAAGAUUCAGAAUGCUACUGUGGAUAAUGCCACCGUGGUCCUGCAGGUUGACAAUGCCAAACUGGCCGCCGAUGACUUCAGAUCCAAGUAUGAAACUGAACAUUCCCUGAGAAUGAAUGUUGAGGCUGACAUCAACGGCCUUCGCAAAGUUCUGGAUGAACUAACCCUAACCAGGUCUGACCUGGAGCUCCAGAUUGAGAGCUUAAAGGAAGAGUUGGCCUACUUGAAGAAGAACCAUGAAGAGGAGAUGAAUGCCCUGCGUGGACAAGUCCGUGGCACUGUCAAUGUGGAAAUGGAUGCUGCCCCAGCUAAUGACCUGAGCAAGAUCUUGUCUGAAAUGAGAAGCCAAUAUGAAGGUCUGGCUGAAAAGAACCGAAAGGAAGUUGAAGAAUGGUACUUCAAGAGGACAGAAGAACUGAGCAGAGAAGUUGCAACCCACAGUGAACAGAUCCACUCCAGCAAAUCAGAAAUGACCGACCUCAAACGUACACUUCAAAGCUUAGAAAUCGAACUUCAGACCCAAUUAAGUAUGAAAUCAGCAUUAGAAGGUACCUUGGCAGACACAGAAGGCCGAUAUUGCGUACAGCUCUCCCAGAUACAGGAUCUUAUCAGCAGUGUAGAAGCUCAGCUUGGCGAGCUGCGGUCAGAUAUGGAACGACAGAGCUAUGAAUACAAAAUCCUCAUGGACGUCAAGACACGUCUUGAACAGGAAAUCGCCACCUACAGACGCCUCCUGGAGGGAGAAGAUGUCAAAAUUCCCUACAAAGAAAGCCCUCAAACCACACGUCAAGUCCGCACCAUCAUUCAGGAAACCGUUGAUGGAAAAGUUGUUUCUUCAAGUGAAAAAGUCCAACAUGCAAAGUACUAACGAAAUACAGGGUUCCAAAUCUAGCACAUGUCUGAUUGAAAAGAUGAUGCACGUAUUCUAACAUGUUCUACAGUUACUGAUCCACCUAUAACACUGCAGAACCACUGAAAUACCAUAAAGACUAUAUCUGAUCUGCAAGACAUCGAUCAUUGGAUAAAUGAAAAUCAUCAAUCAUUGAUAUAUUGUGCUGGAUCCUUUACUCUUAUAAUGUCUGCACUGUAAUUCUCAUGCUACUUCUUGAGGCCUCUUUUUUUAUCUCUUUUAACGAAUAAAAUAUUCAGCUUUUUCAUGCA